Prosopis cineraria is the source of this 1125-nucleotide messenger RNA. RefSeq names its product splicing factor U2af large subunit A-like. Bases 39 to 1061 code for a protein of 340 amino acids. Gene Ontology annotation, molecular function: pre-mRNA 3'-splice site binding; poly-pyrimidine tract binding. The transcript is spliced from 5 exons. Gene Ontology annotation, cellular component: commitment complex; nuclear speck; U2AF complex. Lineage: Eukaryota; Viridiplantae; Streptophyta; Magnoliopsida; Fabales; Fabaceae. The record is from RefSeq and is a predicted model, not a curated record.
UUGAAAGAAGAUCGGUUUGACGAAGAUAUCAUUAUUAGAUGCAAAUGGCUCUGAACAAGAAGAAUCUUGAUGGUGCUGAUGCUGUAAUUGUGAGUGGUCUUCCUGACUACAUUACAGAAACACAGAUGAGGGAAUUUCUUGAGACUUUUGGUCCAAUUCGGGGCUUUGAAUUGGUGAAAGCUAGAGAUACUCGAAAUUCAGAAAGUUAUGCAUGCUGUAUAUAUCAAGAUCCUGCAGUUACAGAUAUUGUUUGUGCUGCUCUGAAUGGAAUAAAAUCUGGAGAUAAGACUCUUACUGUUAGACGACCUAAUCAAGGUGAAAACCAGACAAAACCUGCACUAAAGAGAGUUAUGUUUCAGCAAGAAUUAGCAGCAACGAAGUCGAAGAUCGCCAGUUCAAGCCUGGCUAUAUCUGCUGCUGAUGGACUUGAUGGUCCUGAUUGUUUAUUUGUGGGUGGUCUUCCUGAUUACUUGAGAGAAACAGAGGUCAGGGCACUUGUAGAGACUUUUGGUCAACUUCGGGGCUUUGAAUUGGUGAAAGAUAGAGAUACAGGAAUUUCAAAGGGCUAUGCAUUCUGUGCUUAUCAACAUCCUGUGGUAACAGAUAUUGCUUGUGCUGCUUUGAAUGGAAUAAAAUCUGGAGAUAAGACUCUUAUACUUAGAAGAGCGCCAAAACCUAAGCAAGAAAGCAGAUUAACUCAUGGACUUCAGAGGGCAACGAAGGUUGUUUGUCUAAGUCAGGCUAUAUCUGCUGCUGAUCUGAAAGAUGAUAAGGACUAUGAAGAGAUUGUAGAUGAUAUGAGAAGAGAGGGAUCCAAAUAUGGUACAUUGGUUAAUGUUGUGAUACCUCGGCCCCGACCAAAUUGGGAACCAUCACCACUUGGCGUUGGAAAGGUGUUUUUGGAGUAUGCUGACAUGGAUGGUGCAACAAUAGCACGAGCUCAGUUGAGUGGACGAACUUAUGGUGGGAAUCCAACAGUGGCAGCAUUUUAUGCUGAGAAUGAAUUUGCUGACUUGAUUAUAAAGCCUGGCUGUUUGUCAUUGCCACUUAGCUUGGAUUGAUAUCUCUUCCAUUUUUGUAAUUUCUAGGCUUAGUUGAACAGUAGAAUAUGAAUAUACAUUUUAU